Alternaria alternata is the source of this 2530-nucleotide messenger RNA. RefSeq names its product DEAD-domain-containing protein. The record is from RefSeq and is a predicted model, not a curated record. Lineage: Eukaryota; Fungi; Ascomycota; Dothideomycetes; Pleosporales; Pleosporaceae. Gene Ontology annotation, molecular function: RNA binding; RNA helicase activity; ATP binding. Gene Ontology annotation, biological process: rRNA processing. The transcript is spliced from 2 exons. The coding region runs from base 383 to 2209 and encodes 608 amino acids. Gene Ontology annotation, cellular component: nucleolus.
CCAUGAUCGCUCAUGAAGUCUUGGAAAAAGCGGUCCCUGUUGUUUAGUGGUUCUGGUCAUGGCUCGCGGUAGUGAGAGCGAGUGCGUAAAAGUUUUGACUAGCGCGGAAUUGCGGAACUUGCUUGCGAUCACCAGUCCGGAAGAUCAAAAAACUACAGUCUGCUAUAGGCAGACACAGAGACUCGUACGCGUCACACUCGGUGCAUGCGCAGGGUGGUGAAAAGCAUCGAGGACGCGAGACUUGCUGGUCUAUGAUCGCGUUGGACCCUUUGGGACUAGUCGCGGUCUUAUCGAUAGUGCCCUGGUCCGACUGCCGACGAAAAAAGUGAUUUUUCCGCCAUCCUUCGCAGCUUCUCCACAAGUACCAUUGCCCACCAACAAGAUGGGGAAACGUCCAAUCUCUGAUGUUGUCGCCGAAGAUGGCGCGACCACUAUACCCGAGCUCUCAAGGAAGAAGAGCAAGAAAGACAAGAGCAAGAAGCUUAGCAAGACCGCUGAAAUCGACGCGACCGAGACCAACGGCAAUGUCGAAGCUGUAGAGGGCUCUGAAGAUGACGAGAAGCUUUCGAAGGCCGAGCGCAAGGCGGCAAAGAAAGCAAAGAAGGAGGCUAAAGAGGCGAAAAAAGCGCUGAAGGCUGCGGCGGAAGACGAGCCAGCUGGCCAGACUGCGGAAGAGAGCGAAGAAGCCAUCAAGGCAGCAGAGAAGGCAACACGGAAGGCAGAGAAGAAGCGCUUGAAGGCAUUGGCAAAGGGCGAAGCUACCGAGUCUGCGUCCUCAUCGAAGCCUUCAUCGGUCCAAGCCAGCGCCGAGCCUACAGCAACGAGCGCAACCGCGACCGAAUCGGGCGAUUAUGAGGAGAGCAAGGAGCUGACGCAGCUUCCUCAGGCCGAAGUCGACGCCUUCCUUGCCAAAAACACCAUGACUAUCCAAGACCCCAAACCCGCCGCUCGCGCCCUACGACCCAUCCUCAACUUCAAGUACCUCCCAGUCGACGAUGCGCAACGCGCCUUCUUUGCCAAGUUCAGCGCCCCUACACCUAUACAAGCAGCGACCUGGCCAUUUUUGCUGUCAGGAAGAGACAUGGUUGGUGUCGCUGAGACAGGUUCAGGCAAGACACUGGCAUUCGGUGUACCCUGUGUGCGUUACAUCGCAGCGCUACCCAAGGACAAGCGGAAGGGUAUUAAGGCUGUCAUUGUUUCACCCACGCGUGAGCUGGCUGUUCAGAUUUAUGAUCAAUUGGUGGCGUUGGCUACACCAGCUGGACUGUCCGUAGUCUGCGUAUACGGCGGCGUGCCAAAAGACCCUCAAGUCGCUGCUUGCCGUAAGGCGCACAUUGUAGUCGCUACACCGGGUCGUCUCAACGACUUGAUUGGUGAUGGCUCUGCGGACCUCAGCAAAGCUGAGUACGUAGUCCUUGACGAAGCUGACCGUAUGCUUGACAAGGGAUUCGAAGAAGCAAUUCGGCAGAUCAUCUCGCAGACGCCCAAGAAGCGUCAGACUCUCAUGUUUACUGCUACGUGGCCACCUUCCGUUCGGGAUCUUGCAUCCACCUUCAUGAACUCGCCAGUCAGGAUCACGAUUGGUGACAAUCAAUCUGGCGAACUCCGUGCCAACGUGCGCAUCAAGCAGCUCGUAGAGGUACUUGAUCCCCAUGCUAAGGAGCAGCGCCUGCUGCAGUUGCUCAGGCAAUAUCAAUCUGGCAAGAACAAGGACGAUCGUAUCCUUGUGUUCUGCUUGUACAAGAAGGAAGCAAUGCGCAUUGAAAACUUUAUCCGCAGGCAAGGCUUCCGCGUGGGUGGCAUUCACGGCGACCUAAGCCAAGAGAAGCGCAGCGCCUCACUGGCAGCGUUCAAGGAGGGCCACGUGCCGCUCCUUGUCGCUACAGAUGUUGCUGCACGAGGUCUUGACAUCCCCGCGGUGAAGGUUGUCAUCAAUGUCACGUUCCCAUUGACAGCUGAGGACUAUGUUCACAGGAUCGGUAGGACGGGUCGUGCCGGAAAGGAGGGUUUGGCGAUCACGCUUUUCACGGAACAUGACAAAGCACUAUCCGGAUCGUUGAUCAACGUCCUCAAGGCAGCAAACCAGCCCGUACCAGAAGAGUUGAUGAAGUUCGGUACGACUGUCAAGAAGAAGGAACAUGGUGCAUACGGUGCCUUCUACAAAGACACUUCAGACGUCAAGGCCGCUACUAAGAUUACUUUUGACUAAGUUGUAUGGGUCUGGGCAUGUGUUGUUAAAAGCGGACUCCGGCAUCUCGUAAUGAAGCUGGUCGGCGAAGUAGAUGCCGCAGGCUGCAGCUGCAGCGAAGAUCGGAUUUUAGACGCAGGAGCAUUCCUCUAGCGGAGGCGUUUCGGAUCAUGCAAAGCAAAAGUUCCGGUAGUGUACAUUGUACAGAUCGCGAUGUGUUUUCCCGAGCUUUAGUCUGGCUAGUUUGCAAGCUAUCUUGUUGUUCGUAAUUGAUUAUUUGAAUUCAAUCUUGGGCUGAAGAGAUGCCCAAUCCCAUAGCUUCCGGAAUGCUACUAUCAUGCC